AAAGCAGCAACUUUAGGGUUUUAUUUUGUAGAGCUGUGACUUUAUGUCUUACUUUUGAUAGACUUAUACUUUAUACCUGUUGACGCGCUCUCUUCCUGUGACUGUCGUCUCAUAAGCGUGUAAAUGUGGGCCUGUAUUUCAACAAUCAGCUGAUCUUUUUUUUUUUUCUUUUUUUUUUUUUGCGCCAUCCGGACCUCAAUGCUCGGCUCAAUGUUCCUCUACACACGGAGACGUCCAGGAUGAUGUUUUACUAGAAUUACCUGGACCGGGAGACGAGCUGAUCGGUGGGAUGAAGGAUCGACUGGCAGAACUGACUGCUAGCAACACACAGGCAGAGGAGGAUGUUGCGGUCACAGUGGACAGAGACGGCUUCAUGGAGAGCUUUUUCAGAAGGGUGGAAGAAGUGAGAGGACUUAUUGACAAGAUCUCCUACCAAGUAGAAGAGGUGAGGAAGAUCCACAGCAUGAUCCUGUCUGCGCCCAACCCAGAUGACAGAACAAAGGAUCAACUGGGUGCGCUGACCAACGAUAUCAAAGGCAACGCCAACGUGGUGCGAACCAAACUAAAAUCCAUGGAGCAGAGCAUGCCCAAAGAUGAUGUAGCUAACAGAUCCUCUGUUGACUUCAGGAUCCAGAAGACACAGCACACUGUGCUGUCCAGGAAGUUUGUGGAGGUCAUGACCCAGUACAACGAGACUCAAGUGUCCUUUCGGGAGAGAAGCAAAGGAAGGAUCCAGAGACAACUGGAGAUAACUGGAAGAGUGACCACCAACGAAGAACUAGAGGACAUGUUAGAAAGUGGAAAUCCUUCGAUCUUCACAUCUGAUAUCAUUUCUGAUUCCCAGAUCACACGUCAGGCCUUAAAUGAGAUCGAGUCCCGACACCAGGACAUCAUGCGUUUGGAGACGAGCAUCAGAGAGCUGCACGCCAUGUUCAUGGACAUGGCAAUGCUGGUGGAAACUCAGGGCGAUAUGGUCAACAACAUUGAGAAGAACGUCUCCAAUGCAGCCGAAUACAUUUGUAGCGCAAAGGAAGAGACCAAAAAAGCAGUGAGAUACCAGAAGAAAUCCCGGAGGAAACUUCUCUUCCUCGCAAUGUGCGGAGGUUUCCUGCUUUUACUCAUCAUAUUAGUUGGAGUCUUUGAGUAAUGGAUUUCAUGGUUCACAACCUCACAGCAACCAGCUGCUCCUGUAGUGAUGAAGCUUUGACCAGCUUCAUAAUAAGACUGUCAUUCACUAUCCAGCAGCAUUACAGAGACCAUCUCUAGAGAAUGAUCAAGUAAGUACUGUAAAAUGUGUGCGGCAGUAACACCAGACCUCUCGGUACACAGCUCUGUACAGCUAGAAUAUAAAGGCCAGACAGACAGCUCAUCAGAUGUAUCCCCUGGCGUAUAUUCUGUAUUGCUGCCACUUUCUCAUGUUGGAUGUCACUUUCUUGUGCUAAUGAUUUUAAAGGAAUAGUUUGACCUUUUGUGAAAUGAUUUGCCCUCCUAUUGCGAGUUAGAUGAAAAGAUACAACUCUCAUGUCUGCAGUAGCUAAACUAAUCUAGCAGGCUGCUUUCUGCUGCUUUAUAUUUACCACACAGACAUGAGAGUGUCCGGUUUUCAAUAUACAGU
Molecule: messenger RNA, 1615 nt
Organism: Stegastes partitus (bicolor damselfish)
Lineage: Eukaryota; Metazoa; Chordata; Actinopteri; Pomacentridae
Gene: stx2b
Product: syntaxin 2b
Exons: 10
Coding region: 290-1147 (285 amino acids)
Biological process (GO): intracellular protein transport; exocytosis; synaptic vesicle fusion to presynaptic active zone membrane
Cellular component (GO): endomembrane system; presynaptic active zone membrane; SNARE complex
Molecular function (GO): SNARE binding; SNAP receptor activity
Source: RefSeq, a predicted model, not a curated record